Dalotia coriaria is the source of this 446-nucleotide messenger RNA. RefSeq lists its product as uncharacterized. The annotation marks the transcript as partial. Lineage: Eukaryota; Metazoa; Arthropoda; Insecta; Coleoptera; Staphylinidae. The record is from RefSeq and is a predicted model, not a curated record. Gene Ontology annotation, cellular component: membrane. The transcript has 2 exons.
AUGAGUUACUUCAAUACGUUGAUAAAUCUAAGUACCGCAUUGAUUUUCGCCCAAGUGUUCCAGAUUAUUCUAACAUGUUUGUUAGCAUUUGCAUUUACUCAUUUCAUGACGGUCCUCCAUUGCAGCGUACCUACAACUGCCGGUCUCCUUGCUGGAUUUAUCACGCUUCCAACAGUCGUACAACUGAAAACAGCCCAGAUUAAAAUGCAAACAUAUAAAACAAUGAGUUUUACUAUUUGGUAUAAACGUCUAGCCAUAUGCACAUGUACAAUUCUACAGAGUGUUUCCUUUUCACUUGCCCUGGUAAAUUUAUUUGCUGCUAAAAGCUGUAAGGAUACGUUUAUGAAGAUUAUGCAUGAUUAUGGCAACAAACAAAGUGCAAAAAGCAUUGUUGAUAAUGUACAAUGGUUUAUACAAUGUUGCGGUGCUGCUGGUUAUAAGGAUUG